UUUAAUAUUAUUAUAGACGACACAACGAUUUUAACGGUAAUCAAAUUCUGUACUAAAUCUUUUUGAUCAUUCCAUUUCGAUUGUGCUUUUGUAAUUUGAAACUUUGUAUGCACUUGUAGUUGUAGUUAAUUAAUACUUAUAACUACAAUUUUAGAUUUAAUGAUUGGAUAAGAAUUAUCUUUCAAAGUAAUUGUUAUUUCUUAUCGACUAAUUAGUCCUACCAAGUAUUUAGGUAUACCAUAAACAUGGAUAAUAGUGAGAUGUUUAGUGAAGACCAACUCGAGCCGUCCCUUAAAAAUGUUAUCGACCAAGAGACACUAAAAUGGAUUUUUGUUGGCGGUAAAGGAGGUGUUGGUAAAACGACUUGCAGCUGUAGUUUAGCUAUCCAAUUGGCUAAGGUGCGUGAAUCGGUUCUUCUCAUUUCGACGGACCCCGCACAUAAUAUAUCUGACGCUUUUGGACAACAAUUCACCAAAGAACCUACCAAAGUAGAUGGAUUCAACAAUUUAUUCGCAAUGGAGGUAGAUUCAUCUGGUCACGAUAUGGUAAUGGAGGACUUAUUGAGCGGAGAUGAUGAUUCUGAUACUGUGCGACUGGGUAAAAGCAUUUUACAAGACAUUUUUGGAGCAUUUCCCGGUAUCGAUGAAUCCAUGAGUUAUCUCCAAGUAAUGAAGUUGGCGAAAAAUAUGAAUUUUUCUGUUGUCGUAUUCGAUACAGCUCCGACUGGUCACACUCUGAGACUUCUAACAUUCCCCCUGAUAAUUGAACAAGCAUUAGGAAAAGUAUUAGAACUAAAAAACAGGGUUGGCCCUUAUUUGAAUCAAGUGUUAAUGCUAUUUGGCGCAGGCAUCAACAUUGACAAUAUAUCAGCAAAGUUGGAAGAAUUAUUGGCCACUAUUAAGACUGUAAAUCAACAGUUUAAAAAUUCAGAUCAAACAACAUUUGUGUGCGUGUGUAUUGCCGAAUUCUUGUCAUUAUAUGAAACCGAAAGACUGGUACAAGAAUUAACUAAGAACGGAAUUGAUACUCAUAAUAUUGUCGUUAAUCAAUUGUACAUGAAAAAUGGAGAUUCCGAUCCAAAUUGUAAAAAAUGUGCGCUUAGACGUGCAUUGCAGCGCACAUACCUUGAGCAGAUCAGUGAUCUAUAUGUCGACUUCCACGUUACGAAGCUUCCACUAUUAGAUAAAGAAGUCAGAGGCGUCAAAGAUAUUUCUGAGUUUUCUAAGUAUCUAGUUACUCCAAAUUAUGCGUUUAACGUGAAUAAAUAGCAGUCGUUGUUUUAACAUUUUGUCCCUUUAUUUAGCUUAUUUUGAUACAAAGCAGUAAUAUAUGUAAAAAUAUAUAUUUUUUUUCAUUUUCUUAUCAUUCUGGUGUAUUCAUUGUCUUCACUGUAAAAAAUAUUUAAUUAUUAAUAUAUUUUGUGUUGAAUUAAUUGAAACAUUCAAAUUAAGUUGGUCGUAAAUAAAAAAAAAAUUUAAAUCUUUAA
Adelges cooleyi (spruce gall adelgid) is the source of this 1486-nucleotide messenger RNA. RefSeq names its product ATPase ASNA1 homolog. Gene Ontology annotation, biological process: post-translational protein targeting to endoplasmic reticulum membrane. Gene Ontology annotation, cellular component: GET complex. NCBI's taxonomy places the organism in Eukaryota, Metazoa, Arthropoda, Insecta, Hemiptera, Adelgidae. Bases 246 to 1268 code for a protein of 340 amino acids. Gene Ontology annotation, molecular function: ATP hydrolysis activity; ATP binding. The record is from RefSeq and is a predicted model, not a curated record. The transcript is spliced from 6 exons.